Scaptodrosophila lebanonensis is the source of this 7366-nucleotide messenger RNA. It is a transcript of the gene Mgtor, whose product is annotated as nucleoprotein TPR. Gene Ontology annotation, cellular component: nuclear pore. Gene Ontology annotation, molecular function: structural constituent of nuclear pore. NCBI's taxonomy places the organism in Eukaryota, Metazoa, Arthropoda, Insecta, Diptera, Drosophilidae. The transcript is spliced from 6 exons. Gene Ontology annotation, biological process: mRNA export from nucleus; protein import into nucleus. The record is from RefSeq and is a predicted model, not a curated record. Bases 97 to 7161 code for a protein of 2354 amino acids.
GAACGUCCACAAGUUUUUCGUCAAUCGUAAAGUAUACUUCAAUUAAUAAUAAGCAGCGAAAUACUUAACAAAAACAGUGCAGCACAUAUUACAAUAAUGGAUCUCAAUGGUCCUCAGUCGCUAUCCAGCAUACUCCUUCAGGAAGAACUAAAGCUUGUGCCAGACAACAUUAAAGAAAAACUCACAGCAUAUAUCGAACAAUUUUCAGAUGAAUAUUGUAAAUACCGAGCAUCAGCCAAUCGCCUAAAUGAUUCUGAGCAGAAAAUUGAAGAGUUGCAAAACGAAAUCAAAGACUAUCAAUUAAAGUUCACCCACUUUGAGCAAAAUGUUGCCGAGCUACGUACCCAGUUGGACGUUGUGUCGGCAGAACGUGCCCAAUUAUUUGACUCGGUCAGCAACCAUGACCUCAGCGUGGGCUCGCUGCGCAAGGAGAAAAACGCUGUAGUUGAAGAGCGCGACUCACUUUUGAAGGUCAUAGAGCGUCAGAACAGUGAGAUCGAGCGUCUGAAAAAUGAUUUGCACACUUACCAGCAGCAGCUAAGUAGCGCUAUAACCGCCAAAUGUGAAGCCAUUGCUCGGGUUGAUGAAGUACAAAGCAAAGAGGUGGCAUUGGACAUCAAAGAGCGGCGCUUGGAAAGCGAGCAUGCUAUGCUGCAAAAAGAAAUACAAUUGCUGAACGCCGACCUGAGUCGCAACCAAGCGGAGCUCAACAAUUUACGCCGAGACAAAUCAUUAAACACAAUGCACUUAGAAGUACGUCUUAAGGAAAAGACCGACGAGUUGCAAAUAGUACAAAACCAAAAUUCACAGUAUACUAAAACGAUCGAAGACUUGAACAAGAAGAUUGAAGAGCUAAAUGAAAAUAUUUACCAACACAAUAUGGCUACCGAGCAAUAUGUGGACACUCUAAAAAAAGAACUAGAUGCAAAGGAAAAGCUCGUAGAUAUAUACAAGAAUGCAGAGGACGAUAGCGUUGCAGAGCGAAAUGAGCUACUCACAGGAAUUUCCGAUUUGAAGCGUAUGCUAACUGAAGCAACAGAGCAACAUGGUGCUUUGGAAUCUCAGUUUUUGAGGGCUAAACAGUCACAUGCUGAGGAGGUGAAUUGUCUAAACAAAACUAUUGACGACCUAAAGACAGAAAUAGCCCAUGCAAACGACUUGCUAAAGGAGGUGCAGGAACAAAGCUUAGAGAGUGCUAUUUGCAAACUGGCACCUACCGCUGCCGUCGCCAGUCGCCUUAUUCGAUCAGAUAUGUCCCUAACUGAACUCUACUCACUCUAUGCUAAAACAGCCGAAGAAUUGGAAGUGCAAAAACGCGAAAACUCUCAGCUUUCGUUGCAGAUUAAGGCAAUUGUGAUGGAAAUAAACGAACGUGCUCCCGUGCUAGAAAAGCAAGGCAAUGACUACAACAAAUUGCUUGAUACCCAGAACAUUUUGAUGCAGCAACGAGACGAACUGAUGGAAAAGAAACUAAAGCUCGAACACGACUUAGAAAACGCGCGCUUCGAUGUGGCACAUGCAACAAAAGAGAACAAGAAACUCAAGCAAUCACAAACGGAUCUAAGUCGCCAAGUGUGUGCGCUACUCGAUGAGAUCAACUACUUGCGCGCAGGCGUCAAUCCUUCACGCCACCAAAAGCCAUCAGGCCCCGUGUAUAACUCAAACGACGCUAUUUCGAAGGAGCUUGUCACCUUUGCCUCCAUUACUGAAAUGCAAGAAAAGAAUGUAAAGAUUUUGGCUUUAAUAAGAGAUUUGAGCUCACAAUUGGAAGAGAAUGAGAAGAGAAAUGAUGAAUUUAAUCUUAAAGUUCACGAGGAAAAACUUAAGAAGGCCGCAAAAAGGCUUGAGGAAAUGGAAGAGGUCUUGGCGCAGAAAAACAACAGCAUUACCACCUUAAUGGCCAAGUGCGAACGCUAUAAGAAGUUCUAUUUUGAGGCUCAAAAGAAGUCUGGCAACCAAUUGGUCGACCUGGACGAUUCGACAGUGCUAGCAGACGAGUCUGCUGCUGAUACUUCAAAGCCCAUGAGUAGUACAAGCACUCAAGAUGUAGAGGCUAAACUUGAGCGUCGCAUCAAAAGCUUGGAGCAACAGCUGCAAGAUGAAACAAAGAAGUAUGCAGCUCUUAAGGAAAGCCAUGAUUACUACACGAACGAAAAACGUAAGAAUGAUGCCAUGCUGCAGGAACAAUUCGAUGCAAUGCGCAAGGAAGUUCGUGAACUGACCUCAGUAAAUUGCAAGCUAAUGAACGCCUCCGAAUUCCAAAAGGAACAAGCUGAGCUUCUACAAAAGAACAUUGCCACCUAUAAGCUACAAAUUGAAACGCUUGAGGAGCGCACAAAGAACUAUGAGAAAACAAUUAUCAAACACGAGCAGACAGUAAACAUGCUUAAGGAUGAGGUGAUGAAUGCCCAUCGCAAGCAGGCUACAUCUGAAUCCGAAGUACAUCAUCUGCGUCAUGAGAAUCGAAUGCUGAAGGACACAAGUUCGCGUCUGCAGGCCGAAAAGGAAGGCUUCCAUCGUGAGCAGCAUAAUCAAACACUUCUGCUUAAUAACUUAGAGUUCAUUAAGGCCAACUUAGAACGUUCCGAAACUGAAGGUCGUUUGCGUUUAGAACAGCGUCUCGACGAUACCGUCCGUGAAUUGUCUGCACAGCGACGUCAUUUCCAGGAGGAAGAAGAAAAAUUCCGCGAAACCGUCAACGAGUUCAAACGUCAGGCGGAAACAGCUAAAAAGCUAAUGGAGGAAGAGAAACAACAGGCCGAGAAAUUACAGGCGGAACUAAUAAGCGUUCGUGAAGAGCUGGCCACUAAAGUGAAUCAGCUCAAUGAGCUCAGUAAGAAGCUGCAGGAUAGCUUGACACCCUCCCAGAAUGAGAAUCCAAUAACAGCGGCGAACAAGAAGGCACGUGAAUUUGAGCUGAAAUAUGAGCAAACCAAGAUUGAAGUUGAUUCCCUAACCAAUGAGCUAGCUAAGGCUCGAGAGCACGGCGAGCAGUUCUACAAAAUGUCUCAAUGUGCUGAGAGUGAAAUCAAGCGCUUGCAUGAUAUACAUUCUGAUAUUUUGGCCAAGUCAGAAGAGGAGAUUAAAAAACUUAAGAAAUCCGAGGCAGAACUAAAGACGCGUGUAACAGAUUUGGAAGCUGAAGUGAUGCUCGCCACUGUAACAGAGCAGGGUAAGUCUACAAACCAAUCGGAUCAGUUAAGAACGUCGCAAGAAGAGCUCAAAAACCUGCUUGAAAAACUCACCGAAUCUGGACGUACGAUUCGAGAACUGCGAGCUGAAAAUUCAUCACUUUCCGAUGCCCUCAAUGCUGUCGAGGUCAAAUACGCCAAUGAAAUGGUCUUGCAUUCGGCUGAUAUUCAGCAACUGACCAAAUUUAAAACCGAAUUUUCACAGAUACAAGAUGAAUUAAACAAACUUAAAUGCGGUCGGGACUCUCUGCAGUCGGCUCACGAUGAACUAAAGAAGGCCAAUGAGGAAGCUCAAAUAAUGCUGCAAAAGGAGAAGGAUGAGUUUGAGAAGCGCACAGCUGACUUAAACGCACUUAAUUCCAGCUUGCACGACCAAAUUGAAGCUUUGACCACCAAACUGGCCGCACUAACACAAUCUGCCCCUAACCAGAGUAUUAACGAAUCGCAGCCAGACAUCUCCACUACCGACUUAAAUCUUUCCAAUGCAAGUGAGGAGCUUAAGAACGAGCAGCUUCUGCAAAUAAUUAAAUUCAUACGCAAAGAAAAGGAUUUGUAUUCCGCUAAACUAGACAUUGUGAAGGCUGAAAACGCACGCCUCGUUUCCGAGCACACUAUACUGCAAAAGAAGGUUGAUGAAUUAAAUGGCUAUUUAAAUCAGGAGCGUUCUAGGAGCGAAACAGACGUUGUUUCCGCCUCAAAACAUGAGGAAGUGCUUCGCAAGAUCGAGACCCUUAACGCUAUUACGGACAGCAAUCGUAUAUUACGUGAGGAGCGUAAUUUAUUAACAAAACGAGUUGCCGAUUUAACUGAGCGUAUUAGUAGUGUAGAGAAGGAUUUGUUCCCCAUGCAGCGCAGCAACAAAGAGCUGACAUCUAAGAUCGAAGAGCUUAACGUGGAGAACACUUCGCUUCGUACCGAAGCUAUUAAAUGGCGUCAGCGUGCCAAUGCCCUAGUCGAGAAGAGCAACAGAAACCCCGAAGAAUUCAAGCGGCUGCAAGCCGAGCGGGAACAUCUAGCCAAGCUGCUAACGGCUGAAAAGGAACACAUAAAGAAACUUAACGAGGAAAUAGCUUCGUACAAGUCACGCCUGGAGAGCGAGGUGCCUGCGCUCAAUAAACAUAUUCAACUUUUAAGUGAAGAGCGCAAGAAACUGAGCGAAGAGGCAAUUUCGCUAAAACAAAAUAUCACUCGCAUGACGCAGGAAAUCAUGGAGCUGAAGAAUCGUCUCUUGCAAAAGGAGGAGGAACUGCUGAAGGCCAACGAAGAUAUUGAGACCAAGGACAGGUUUAUACUUGAGAAGGAAACGAAGGAGGUGCAGUUGCGCAAGCUGGCGAAACGCUAUAAGGACAACUAUCAGGGCUUACAGGCGCAGGUAGGCGGAACCGAGGCAGCCGAGUUGCUGAAAUUGCGCACCGAGUUAGAAGAAGUCAAUAACACAUUGCGCACCACCAAAGAGGAAAAAGACAAAUUGACUACCGAAUGUGAUGAACUGAAGACCCGUUCCACCAUCGACAUUGACACGGCUGCUGUACUGCGUGAAUCCAAGCAGAAAAUAGAAAAACUAGUGCAUGAGCUUACAGUUACUAGGACGGAGCUGGCAAAUCAGGAAACAUCGUUUGCUGCAACCAAAACCAGUUAUGAUGAAACGAUUGCACGCCUGGAAAAGGAAUUACAGGAGCAUAUUACUUCCAACAAGGAUGUAAAUGCGCGUCUUACACGGGACAAUGAAUCCUUGCAUCUGCGCAUCAACCAAUUGACACGCCAGCUGGGAUCUCAGCAAUCAACAAAACCCUCGACUAGUUCUGUGGGCAUUGCUGAGAAGGGCAACAUAUCCGACUCUUCGCCACGCACUGCCAACGUCAAGCCCAUGUCGGGCUCGGCUACAGUGCAACAAUCGGCCACUGUGACUCCUUGGCGUGGAGGGGAGACGCCACUGGCCAGCAUACGCCCCAUAUCAGUGCAGAAUAGUCGCACGGCCGCUAUCUUGCCAACCAGUCAGCAACCCUCAGCGGGCAAUGCUUCGACUUCGACAUCCUCAACGUCCACAUCGUCAUCGUCGGCAUCAUCGGCCACUUCGGGCACAGGCAGUAGCAGCUCCUCAGCGGGCAACACGGCUUUGGUGCCACCACAGCAGCAGGUACAUACUACUGGCAGCGCGACUCUGGAGUCUAUGGCUUCAUCGUCGCCAACUUCGUCGCACACAGAUUACAUGCCGUCCACCAGCUCAGCAGCUGUUGCUGUUGCCGCCAUUCCGCCGAUGGGGGCAUCGUCUGCCGCCGAAAGUUCGCAGGAAGCCGAAAGCAUUCAACAACACUCGCAACAGAAUGAUGCACAACUCUUUGUGGGUGGUGGCGGCAGUGGUGGUGGUUCCCAGCAACAGGUAGUCGCAUUGGUGUCUCCCCGUGUCGAAGGCUCAUCGUCGACAUCCACUAGCACAACCUCCACACAAAAUCAGACAGUUCCCAGUGUCCUAAUUUCUCAGGAGGCCAGCAACCAGCAGCAGCCUAGCACAUCGGGCAGCAGCAGCAGUUCCUCAACCGUAGUCAGCAGUCACAGUCGGCACACCCCAUCCAGCAGCAAUGUAACGACCACUCAGGCCGGUUGCUCAUCAAUUGGCAUAGGCAAAAGACCGCGUGACAUUGAGGGUGAUUCGUCGACCAACGCCGAGGAGGGUGUACCCGAGAAAAUAGCCAAACUGGGCAAGCGCUUACGUGCACCCAUGCAUAGUGGAGAACUCUCUGGAGCGCACAUAGGAGACUCUGGUAUGGAUGCAGACCAAAUGCCUACAUCAUCGCAACGCGACCAGGAAGAUGAUAUUGUUGUUGUUGAUUCCGAUGAGGAUGCUUUGGCUGAUGCAGAUGAUGGCCCCAUUGAUGGUGGUGAUGGCGAACAGGAGGGAUACGAAGAUUCAUAUGAACAGGACAAUGAAAUGGACGACAACGAAGGUGUGGACGAUGAGCACAGUCUACCAGCAGAGGUGCAAGACAACAAUGAAGUGGAAAUGUCCGAGCAGCCAUUACAAGUCCAAGAGGAGAGAGAAAUUUUAGAUGCCGCAGCUUCAGCUAAUGUAUCGGUGCAGGAAAAUAAUCAAAGCCAAGCCAUCAGCAGUGGAAGUGGCGAAUCGAAUUCAAGUAAUAUUCCACAAGCUGAGCUCGCCUGGAAGCAAGCUCCGUCGACUUCAGCAGCUAGCCGUCGCACAGAGAAUUCCGUCGAAAUUGUGAGUUCACCGCAGGUUUCAAACUUUGUUUUUAGUGAGCAGUCAACGGGCAUGGAUACUGAAGUAGACGGAACUUCUGUGGACGAAAGCGGGGUGAAGGAUAGUGCUGGCACUAGUGUCGAUUGCACCACAGAUAACUCUCCCCCAAAGCCAAAUGAGGGUGCAGAAACAAGUACGGCGGACCCCCACAAAAAUCCCGAUGAAAGCGGCGACGCAUGCAUCGACAAUGCCAACGAAGCUGAUGAAGCAUUUGCACAAGAAACAGAAGCUGGUAACGAUGAUGAUUUGCAGCAGUCGGGCAGCGAAACUCAAAACGUCGGAACAAGUCAAUCAGAGUUUGCGGACAACCAAGGCCUCCAAAGCGAUCGUGGCUCGGAGGAAAACGAAGGUACUGAUGGCGUAUCCUCAGAGGGUGAGAAACAGGCGGUGGAAGGAGUUGAGGAGGAGGGUCGCGAAGCUGAGGCAACAUCACCUUCAGAGAAUACACGAUCCCGCACCUUGCGCAGCACUAUUCCAACUCGUCGCGGCUCUCGUGCCAUGAUGCGAGGACCCUCCAACAAUAGGCCAACCCCGAUAAUCUGGCAGGGUGACGCCUCACCGGGCAGCGUUCGAAACCAUAACAUUAAUCAGCGCAACCCUGAUCAAGCACUUUCGGGGCCUCCGACCAACCGCAUAUUCACAAACCGCUCACGGGGUCGCCGGACAAUGAGACGCCCUUCGCCAAACAAUUACAACAAUGGUCGAUACCCAUGAAGGCAACUCUAUGAUGCACUUCCGAAUCAAUAUGGGUAUUACUGAUGAGAAGCGCUCUUGGCAUUUACACCUAUGAAAUAGCACUUACAGACGCAACACAAUGAUGAAAUUAUCUAUUAUCCAUUAAUUUUUAAGUGGUUUUCCAUAAGCUGCAGUCUCUGUAUAUUCAUUAAGACUACCCCAAGCAAAUAAAUAUAAAACAGUA